AUGUGGACCAGCUGGUUCAACAUUGAUCAUCCCGGAGGGAACGGGGAUUACGAGCGCCUGGAUGCCAUUCACUUCUAUUACCGAAGCAGGGUGUGUCCAAGACCCAUCCGGCUUGAAGCCCGGACCACCGACUGGGUCCCCGCGGCCAGUUCGGGCCAGGUGGUCCACUCCAGUGUCCAUGAAGGGUUCUGGUGCCUGAAUAAGGAGCAGCCCCUGGGGCAAACAUGCUUCAAUUAUGCCGUGCGUUUUCUCUGUCCUCCAGGCUCUUUGGCUGGCCAUUCCAAAUCAGUUUGGUCUUCGUGGUCAACAUGGAGCCCCUGUUCUGGAAAAUGUGACCAAGCUGGGGUGCAGAGUCGGAGAAGGACGUGCCUUGCAGAUACUUUCAUGGAUCCACGCUGCAAGGCCAUCAGCGAGGAAGAGAGGGGUUGUCUGGGACCCCCUUGCACAGUUUGCAACAUGACUUGCUCCAGGGGUUGGGAGAAUGCCGACUGCAGUGCAUGUUUCUGCCAAGAGCAUUUACUCCGUGGCACCGUUUCCCUUCAAGAUGGUGCCCCGGCAGUUGGAGCCCGCCUCUAUCUGCAAGCGAAGCCAUCAAAGUUCUUAACAGAGUCAGACCACAACGGGGCAUUUGAAGUUCCUGGCCUGUGCCCUGAUGGAAAAACCACGCUGCAAAUUAAAAAACCCAAGUACACGACAGAUGUGAUCACUUUGUCAGAGAGCGCUGAAAAUUACUCGGCCGUUCAUAUCUACUUGAAAAGAGCAGAAAAACCAUACGUGACGACGCACCCAGAAAACAAGGCGAGAAGAGAAGGUCAGAGUGUGUCGUUCUGUUGUCAUGCCACUGGAAAUCCACCCCCUGGCAGAUAUUUGUGGUUCCACAACGAUACGCUGCUGGACCCUGCCCUCUAUAAAUAUAAAAGCAACUUGAUUUUGAAGAAUCUGAAGAUGAACCAAGCCGGACGGUAUUUUUGUAAGACCAGCAAUGAAGCCGGUUCGGUCAAGUCUCAAAGCACAAGGCUUUCUCUCAUAGCAAAGAACGAAGCAGCCUGCGACUCCAGGCCUGAGAGUUAUCUUAUCCGACUGCCCCACGAUUGCGUUCAGAACUCAACCAGUCCUUCUUUCUAUUACGACGUUGGAAGAUGUUCACCCACUACAUGCUCCGGGAUGUUACGCGAGGCUUUCUGGUGCAAGGACACUAUUGCUUACUGUUGUGGGGUCUCCAAGAUGGAAACGCGAGAAAUCCCCUGUGCCGGCUACACACUUCCCGUCAAGGUGACCGUGGAGUGUGGCUGCCAGAAGUGCACCGAGGUCAAGGUCACUGUGCGAGGAAGAGCUGUGGCUUCUGAUACGGGAGAGCCCCUGCGGUUUGGUCAUAUCUAUAUGGGGAACAACAGGAUCAGCAUGACGGGCUAUAAGGGCACCUUUUCUGUGCAAGUGCCCCCAAACACCGAGAGACUGGUCCUCACCUUUGUGGACCGCCUGCAGAAGUUUGUAAACACAACCAAAGUGUUGCCGUUCAACAAAAAUGGCGGGGCGGUUUUCCACGAGAUCAGGAUGUUAAGGAAAAAACCACCGGUCACACUAGAAUCCACGGAGACCAAUAUGAUUUCCUUGGGAGAAAUGGAGGGAGAAGAUCCAGUAGCUGAACUUGAAAUCCCUCCCAAUACGUUUUACAGACUGAACGGAGAACUCUACGCCGGGAAAGUGAAAGCCAGCGUGACUUUCCUGGACCCCAGAAAUGUCUCCAGUGCAGCCACGGCACAGUCUGACUUGAAUUUUGUAGAUGCUGAAGGGGACAUGCUUCCUCUGCGGACGUACGGCAUGUUUUCUAUGGACUUCACGGACGAAACGGCCACAGAGCCACUCAAUGCGGGCCAAGUGAAGAUCCACCUGGACUCUGCUCAGAUCCAGAUGCCGGAACAUCUGCAAGGGAUGAAACUUUGGUCUCUGAAUCCGCAAACAGGUUUGUGGGAGGAAGAAGGGGAUUUUGAACUGGACCACAGCAGGCGUGGAAAGAGAGAGGAGAGGACAUUUCUGGUGGGCAACAUGGAGAUACGAGAAAGGAGGCUUUUCAACUUGGAUGUUCCUGAAAACAGACGGUGCUACAUCAAGGUGCGUGCUUACCGAAGCGAGAGAUACCUGCCCAGUGAACAGGUUGCCGGUGUGGUUGUUUCUGUUAUCAACUUAGAACCAACCCCAGGAUAUUCUACCAACCCUAGAGCUUGGGGACGCUUUGACAGUGCCGUCACUGGCUCUAGUGGCGUUUGUGUCCCAGCUUUCUGUGAUGACCAAAAUCCAGAGGCCUAUAGUGCCUACGUCAUGGCUAGUCUCGGGGCAGAAGAACUUGAAGCGGUUGCCUCCUCUCCCCGGCUUAACCCUUUCGCUGUGGGAGUGCCACAACCGUACCUCAACAAGCUCAAGUACAGGAGAACAGAUCAUCUGGAUCCCAACGUGAAAAAAACGGCAUUCAGGAUCAGCGUGGCCAAGCCUACUCCCAACAUCGCUGAAGAGGGUAACGGCCCCAUAUAUCCAUAUGAAAAGCUAUACGAAUGUGAAGUUGCUCUCCCCACUGCAGCUCACUUCAGGUUUUACAGAGUGGAAGGAGACAAAUAUGACUACAACACCAUUCCUUUUAAUGAAAAUGAUCCUGUGAACUGGACAGAAGAUUACUUGGCUUGGUGGCCCAAGCCAAUGGAAUUCAGGGCGUGUUAUAUUAAAGUGAGGAUCAACGGGCCCCUUGAAGUGAUUGUGAGAUCUCGCAACACAGGGGGCACCCAUCCAUGGACUGUCGGCCAGUUGUAUGGCAUCAGAGAUGUGAGGAGCAUCCGUGCUCUGGACCAUCCUAACCUUUCAACGGCGUGUCUAGAAUUCAAGUGCAGUGGCAUGCUGUAUGACCAAGAACGUGUUGAUCGGACGCUGGUGAAGAUCAUCCCCCAGGGCAGCUGUUACAGGGAAAAUGUGAACAACAUGUUGCAUGAAUAUCUGGUAAACCACCUCCCAGUUGCAGUGAAUAAUGACUCCAGCCAAUAUACUAUGUUGGCUCCUCUCGAUCCGCUUGGUCACAACUAUGGGAUCUAUACCGUGACUGAUCAAGAUCCUCGGACAGCCAAAGAAAUAGCUCUGGGACGAUGUUUUGAUGGGACAUCUGAUAGCUCUUCAAGAAUUAUGAAGAGCAACGUGGGCAUAGCAUUAACGUUCAAUUGUCACGAAAAAGACACUCGAGAAAAUGUGUUCCAGUCUCUACGGAACGUGCCCAGCAGGUUUCCAGCAAGCCCUUCUAGAGAGAGAACUGGAGUAAGAAGACGAAGUGAAAUUCCUCUGGUUAGAGUCACACAAAAAGUCCAGUAAGCUUUGGUACCCCUUGCUCCUGAAGAGCAGCAUGUGAGAAGCCCAGGCCCACCUGUUAAUUCAUGAACUAGAGACGAGCCCGUAUGACAACACACAUCCUUCCCACUAGUUUUUAAGAAGAGUUUUUAUUAAACGGUUUUGCACAUGCAAUAAGAAAUAUAUACAAA
Messenger RNA from Protobothrops mucrosquamatus (brown spotted pit viper), 3515 nucleotides. It is a transcript of the gene CILP, whose product is annotated as cartilage intermediate layer protein. The coding region runs from base 1 to 3348 and encodes 1115 amino acids. NCBI's taxonomy places the organism in Eukaryota, Metazoa, Chordata, Lepidosauria, Squamata, Viperidae. The record is from RefSeq and is a predicted model, not a curated record. The transcript is spliced from 6 exons.